AUAUAACCGGGUCACUCACUGAUGAUCAUAACAUCAAGAUAAACAAAGAUGUCGGUGUUAAGUCAUCACUACGUGAGGGUAAUCCUAUCCUAUAUCAUAGGCCUGUUCAUUGCAACUGUCGUGUCUAUUCGAGCAUUAUGGUACAUCAUAAGAAAUGCGGACAAAGCAUUUUACAACAAAGAUAGAAUAGAAAUGCCGCCAUGCUUGACAGACGAGAGUUUAGGUACACAUCGAUAUAUUCAUUUAGAGAAAGUUCGUCUUCAUUACGUGGUAAAUGGAGAAGAGGGGAAGCCAUUGAUGUUACUGCUUCAUGGAUUCCCAGAGUUCUGGUAUUCCUGGAGACACCAGUUGAGAGAAUUUUCUAAAGAUUAUCGUGUAGUUGCAGUGGACCAGAGAGGUUAUUCAGACUCGGAUAAACCGAGUGGAAUAAACAGUUAUAAAAUAGCCAAUAUGGUAGACGAUGUAAAACAACUGAUACCAGCUUUAGGGUACAGGUCAUGCGUGUUGGUAGGACAUGAUUGGGGAGGAGCAAUAUCCUGGCUGUUCGCGGCUAAAUAUCCGGAUAUGGUGGACAAAUUAAUUAUAAUGAACUGUCCUCAUCCAACCGUGUUCCAGAAAUACAUGAGUUCUCAUCUGGCACAGUUUAAAAAAUCCUGGUAUAUGUUCUUAUUCUUGAUACCAUUCGUACCUGAGUUUUAUUUUCGGAUGACGGAUUAUAAGAUGUUAAAUGGUACAUUUCGUAGUACAAGAAUGGGCGUGGUUGAUAAAUCUAAAAUGACAGACGAAGAUAUGGAAGCCUAUAAAUAUGCCUUCUCGCGACCAGGUUCUGACACAGGUAGCAUAAACUACAUCCGGGCAAUGUUCCAUAACAAAACCACUCGAGCAGAUUUCCAGAAAAUAACCAGUCCUACCUUAUUAAUCUGGGGUUGUCAAGAUGGCGCUCUAGAGAAGGGGAUGGCGCCACUAGCCCAACCAUUGGUGGAGAACUUAAAGAUAGAGUAUAUUGAAGAUGCAUCGCAUUGGGUUCAGAUGGAUCGACCUGAUCGUGUUAAUAAAUUAAUUAGACAAUUUCUUGCAGCUGAUAACUAAGACAGUUAAAUCCGCACCAGUAAUAUCAGUUUCUAUGGUUGCACGUGUGUUGCUAGGCAGGACGUGCUUGUGUCAGUUUCUAUGGUGGCACGUGAAAAUUUGCCAAGGCUUGCUUGCUUGCUUAUAUAAAUUGGUUUAGUGUUUAAUACAAUUUUCAUAUAAUUAUAAUGGCUGUUAUUUAGGCCCAGACUAUUCUCCCAUGUAGAGUUAUCUUUUCUUGCAGUUGACAACUGAUGGUGGAUAACGAGACUUGCAUGGGGGGAAUGGUACGGUGGCCUUUUAGCGCCAUACUUUGAUUUAUACCACUUUCAGUUAAUUUACCUCAGGGACAACAAUGAUCAAUCAAAAAAAAAACCAUGAAAAACCUUUUCACCGCGGAGAAAACGUUUUUCAUGGGUUUUUUUAUUUAUCAUUGUUGUCCCUGCGAUUUCUCAUAUGAGGUAUAUUACAAGAAAAUGGCCACUGUAAAAUGGUAUGUUGCGUGUAUAUAAAUAAAUGUUUGUACGUGGCGGUGAAGUAACAAGCAGAAAGAACAUCGUAUAUUAUCGUUGACUCGACCAUCCAAUCAAUCCAACCAUAUCUCUGACGAAUAUUUCAAGAUGUCUGUUGAUUGCGACUUAAUGUUUAUAACGCAUGCGCUAUCCGUUAAUAUAGAAGCAAUAUGCCGUGGUAUGUGAUUGGUCUAAAUCAAACAUUAUAGGCUUGUUUAUUUAUUUUCGAUGAAAACUUUGUUACAUUUACAUUAUUUUGUAUUUUUUAUACAAAGAAAAAAGAAAUUUAAA
Patella vulgata (common limpet) is the source of this 1871-nucleotide messenger RNA. RefSeq names its product epoxide hydrolase 4. Bases 49 to 1089 code for a protein of 346 amino acids. NCBI's taxonomy places the organism in Eukaryota, Metazoa, Mollusca, Gastropoda, Patellidae. Gene Ontology annotation, molecular function: hydrolase activity. The transcript has 6 exons. The record is from RefSeq and is a predicted model, not a curated record.